Vicia villosa (hairy vetch) is the source of this 1779-nucleotide messenger RNA. RefSeq lists its product as uncharacterized. NCBI's taxonomy places the organism in Eukaryota, Viridiplantae, Streptophyta, Magnoliopsida, Fabales, Fabaceae. The record is from RefSeq and is a predicted model, not a curated record. Bases 1 to 1779 code for a protein of 592 amino acids. The transcript has 5 exons.
AUGUUAGAAUCUGAAAAAUUAGAAUGGAUUCGCAAGAAUCAACCAAAACUUAGGGUGUCCAAGUAUAAUUCUCUUAAUGACGAGGGUGAACAAAGUCAAAUUCCAGGUUCAAGCAUCGGUAAAAGAGUGGUUUUGCCUUCGUCCUUUGUUGGCGGUCGUAGGUUUAUGGAUCAACUGUACUAUGAUGGCAUGGCUAUUUGUAGUAAGAUUGGUUUUCCAGAUUUGUUCAUCACUUUCACUUGCAAUCCUAAUUGGCCGGAAAUUCAUAGAGUUCUUCAACCACUGCAUUUGAAACCACAAGAUCGUCCGGAUGUCGUUUCAAGAAUCUUCAAAAUCAAGUUUGAUCAGUUGCUAGCUGAUUUGACAAAAAAUGGUGUAUUAGGCAAAGUACUCGCAUAUAUGUACACCAUCGAGUUUCAAAAGAGAGGGUUGCCACAUGCACAUAUACUACUAUUUCUGCAUCCGUCUAAUUAUCCACGACCAGAAGACAUUGACAGGAUCAUUAGUGCCGAAGUUCCUGAUCCCUUGCAACACCCCAGGCUGUACAAUUUGGUUAAGUCUCAUAUGGUUCAUGGUCCCUGUGGCUUGGCAAAUCAGAGAUCCAUUUGCAUGAAAGAUGGGAAGUGCUCCAAGUAUUACCCAAAAAAAUUUCAACCUACCACUAUAGUUGACCAAGAUGGCUAUCCAGUUUAUAGGAGAAGAAACAAUGGAAACACAAUUGAAAAAAAUGGGAUAAUCUUUCAUAGUGGACAUGUUGUACCGCACAACCCAAGUUUGUUGUUAAAGUACGAAGCACACAUCAACAUGGAAUGGUGCAAUCAAAGUACUUCUAUCAAGUACCUUUUCAAAUACAUCAACAAAGGUUCAGACAGAAUUUCUGCUGUUAUACAAGGCCAUGAGGCAUGUUGGAGGAUAUUUGCAUAUUCCAUACACGGCAGAAAACCAGCGGUAGAGAGAAUGUAUUUUCACUUGGAGGGAGAACACUCUGUUUACUACAGAGAUCACGAGCAAGUUGGUGAUGUUCUCCUCAAACCAAGUGUUACCGAAUCAAUGUUUACAGCUUGGUUUGAGGCAAACAAUAGUUUUGAAGAGGCAAGGCUUUUAACUUACGGUGACUUUGUUUCUAAAUUUGUUUAUCAUAAACGGAGUAGGAGUUGGAAGCCAUGGAAAAGAGGGUAUACCAUUGGUCGUCUUUGUUGGGUGCCUCAAUGCUCAGGUGAAUUGUUUUAUUUAAUAAUGACGUUAACUGUUGUUAAAGGGCCAUUAUGUUACAAUGACAUCAAGAAAGUUGAUGGUGUUCAACAUAAGACUUUUAGAAAGGCAUGUUUUGCUAUGGGUUUCCUUCAAGAUGAUCGAGAAUUUAUUGAGGCAAUCAAAGAGGCACAUGUUUGGGGUUCAGGUUUAUUCUUACGAAAGUUAUUUGUUACUAUGCUUUUGUCAUCAUCCAUGAAUCGGCCAGCACACGUAUGGAGAAAGACUUGGAAGUAUCUAUCGGAUGGUAUUCUUUACGAACAACGGUUGGUGGCAGCAAGAAAUCAAGAAUUGACACUUACCGACGAGGAACUUCAACAGCUGACUUUGAUGGCUAUUGAAACACUAUUACAAAAUAACAACAAAACAUUGAAAGACUAUAAGCCAAUGCCAUAUCCGAAAGAUUAUGUUGUUUCCUUCUCGGGUAAUAGGCUUAUUUAUGAUGAGCGUCAAUAUGAUCCUAUUGCUCAACAAGAGCUAUUUGCAGGGUUAUACGGUUCUCUAACAAGUACAAUGGAUAACAAAUAG